AUGGCAGAACAAGACCGCUACCAAUCCCACCUGGGAGUCAAUACAGACAAGAUUCCCACCCCAAGCAUGCCCGCGACGUCGGGUGCCGAGCAGGACCGCUUCGGUGGCUGGUUCGGAGGCAAGGCAGACAAGGCCACCGACGCCGUCAAGCAGAACUUCCCUCAAGGACCAGGCGGCGCCGAGCAGGAGCGCUACGGCGGCUGGUUCGGCGGCGACAAGCUCCCUUCCAUGGAGAAGCUCGGCGAGCGCCUGCCUCAUGUCUCCGGAGCCGAGCAGGACAGGUACAACGCCCACUUUGGCGGCCACGAGCUCCCGUCCAUGGAGAAGCUGGGCGAGAGGCUUCCCAAGGUCUCUGGUGCCGAGCAGGACCGGUAUAACCGCUGGUUCGGCGGCGACAAGGGCCCAAACGCUCAAUGGUUCAAGGAACACCUCCCUCAGACCUCCGGAGCCGAGCAGGAUCGUUAUGAGAGGUGGCUAGGAGGCAAGGCCGAGAACGUUGCUGAGAAGGUUGAGAGGAAUAUCCCCAAGACCUCCGGCGCCGAGCAGGACCGCUUCGGUGGUUGGUUCGGAGGUGACAAGCUCCCCUCCGCCAGCGAUGUGAAGAACGCCAUCCCUCAAGCCUCCGGAGCUGAACAAGACCGCUACGCAUCCCGCUUCGGCGGCAAGGCUCCGGAUGUCUCCAGUAGACUCCCCCGAGUCUCCGGCGCCGAGCAGGACCGCUACGGCACGCACUUCAACCUGCACCCCAGCAACCCCGUCAACAGCGCCACGACCACAACCGUCGGCCUCCUCCAAAACGCCCUCCUCCCCUCCUUCGCCCUCCACGCCGGCCUCAGCACCGUCGCAUAUGGCGUCGCCCGGUACACCAACCGCGCCGAGGCCAAGGACUGGCUCUGGCCGACGGGCCAGGUCGCCAACGCCUGGUGGACCGCCGUCGGCACCCGCGUCGUCUACGACGGUCUCUCCGUCCCCUCCGCCUGGAACUCGCUCGGAUACACCCAGAAGCUCCUCCUGACGGGCGUCAGCGCCUGGGGCGCGCGUCUGUUCUACCGCAUCGCGACGCGCAGCGUCAAGCGCGGCAAGGACGACGCCCGCUACGUCACGGCCAAGCAGAAGGACCCCAAGUUCUGGGACAAGGCCUUCUUCACCAUGUUCCUGCCCGAGGCCGCUUUCCAGGCCAUCAUUGCCCUGCCGUUCACGCUUCCCUUCCAGGCUCCAUUGACGAGUGCCCGCGCGUCCGGAUUCACCGCUUUCCCUGAGACGUUCCACAGCUUGGCCGUGUUCCUGUUCACGACCGGUUUCGCCCUGGAGACCCUUGCGGACUCCCAGCUCGAGACGCACUCCAGAAAGAGCGUCGACCUGAACCGCGAGGGAGUGUGGAGCAUCGUCCGCCACCCUAACUACCUCGGCGACGCCCUCUGCCACCUCUCCUUCCCCGUCCUCCUCUACAGCGCCGGCAUGCUGCACCCGCUCGCCGCCCUCGGCCCCAUCUUCAACUACGUCCUCCUCCGCUACCUCGGCGGCGACAAGGAGAACGAGGCGAGCCAGGAGGAGCGCUACGCCAAGGAGAACCCCGGCAAGCUGCAGCAGCUGAAGGCGUACAAGCGCGAGAAGAACAGCUUCUGGCCGAGCGUCAAGGAGCUGAACAACAACUGGCUGUGGAUCGUGGCCGGCGCCGGCGUCGUGGGCGCCGUCGUCGAGAGGAGCCUGCUGGCGUACUUCAACUGA
This is a messenger RNA of Colletotrichum karsti, 1728 nucleotides long. RefSeq lists its product as uncharacterized. NCBI's taxonomy places the organism in Eukaryota, Fungi, Ascomycota, Sordariomycetes, Glomerellales, Glomerellaceae. The record is from RefSeq and is a predicted model, not a curated record. Gene Ontology annotation, cellular component: membrane. Bases 1 to 1728 code for a protein of 575 amino acids. The transcript has 2 exons.